UGCCUGUCCGUUCCUCUUCCGUAACUGUGGUCGGUCUUGAUCGGCGGAGGAGAUGUCGGCGGCGUACGGGAAUGUGGUGUCGGGGAAGCUGAAACUAAAGGGGAGGCCCCUGGAUGUGAAGCUGAACGGCGUUUACGGGGGCGGGAUGACGUCCAAGAGGGCGAAGAACAAGAAGAAGAAGUACAGGGGUCGUCUUCUUCAACAACUCUGCGAGUCCGCGAUAGAUAAUGCCGAGAGAAUAAACACCAAAGGCCAAGAUGAUGGGAGGAGACUCGCUUCGGCGUACUACAACCGCCUGACGCCAGCAGAGAGGCGGUUUCUCCAGCAGACAGAGAAGAUCGAACUGGAAAGGCUGGCGAAGAUGGCCAGUAAGUCGCACCGCGACCGGGUCCAGGAAUUCAACCAGUACCUGGCGAAUCCCAGUGAGCGCUAUGACAUUCCUAAAGUUGGGCCUGGCUAAGUAAAACUCUGCACUCAUUACCAUGUGUUAGAAACAACAUUAAGUUGUUGUUGAAAGAAAAGAAAUUCCGCUGAAUGGAACUGUUCUGAUCACGGUAUGCAAGAAAGCAAACUUUUAUGUUCUGUGUUAUGAUUGUGGCAUCUCUUGGAAGACAACGGUGGAAGACUUGUUGGUUUUAUGUAUUGUCAAACUAAAUGCAUUCAAUGGCUUCUGGGUCACUUCGCCUUC
This is a messenger RNA of Rhodamnia argentea, 688 nucleotides long. Its product is annotated as protein FAM32A-like. The transcript has 2 exons. NCBI's taxonomy places the organism in Eukaryota, Viridiplantae, Streptophyta, Magnoliopsida, Myrtales, Myrtaceae. The record is from RefSeq and is a predicted model, not a curated record. Bases 53 to 460 code for a protein of 135 amino acids. Gene Ontology annotation, cellular component: nucleolus.